Messenger RNA from Symbiodinium necroappetens, 2490 nucleotides. The record is from the annotation of a GenBank genome assembly. Lineage: Eukaryota; Dinophyceae; Suessiales; Symbiodiniaceae.
AUGCUGCGCCGGUCUCGGCGGAGCGUGUUCUCUGCGAAUUUCUUUGUCGGCCUGCAGCGCCCUCGUGGCCGGCCGAGGUUCGACGAGAGCUGCAGCACGCUGGAGUGGCACGGCGGAGUAGAGCCGUUUAAACAAGUUGGACAGAGAUCUGUUCUCUGUGCAGACGCAUGGGGUUCCUCUUUGAGGCGGAUCUGGUGCAUUUUUGAGAUCUGGCGCUGCUGCAAGUUGGAUCUUCGGCUGGACUUGUUCACCGCGGAGGGCCAGCUGACACGCAGAUCCAGCACUCCCCUCGCCUGCAAGAUCCGCGAGCAGGCGACGGUCCUGGACUUGUCCAACACCAAGUGCUCCGAGAAAAGCGACAAGCUCAUGAUCGAAAAGGCCGUGAAGACGAGCGGCACGACCUGGGCCCAGAUCUCUGGCGUGAUCCAACUGCAGAUAGCAAGCUUGGUCGAGUUCGCCGCCAGCCUGGCCAUCUCACGGAAUGCCCUCACAGGCGAAGUUCUGUCAGCAGAGGACGUUGAGAUGCAGAUGUCCGAAACCUCCGAAGUCCGAAAUUCGUCCAGCAUCAUCAGCGACUGCAUGCAGGGCCAGCUGCAGCGCAUUCUCGUCGUUGGGCAAGGAGGUACCGGAAAGUCCGUCUUCGCUCGUGAGGUCGUGAGGAGAGUCGCGCAGGCGCAGUUUUCCUGCGGGGUCCAGGAAGCAGUGAUCCCGCUCCGGGUCCCCUUGGCAGAGCUGGCAGACAUCAAGGACCGCCCGACGCUGAGGCUUCAAGCCUGGGCAGGGCGAGCCUUCGGCAGCGACAGCGACGAAAUUCUGAGAGGCGAUCGGCGGCUCGUCCUGGUCCUGGACGGCCUGGACGAAGCCGCCAUCGCCCGCCGGCGGAUACUCGAUUGGCUCCGGCAGUGGCUCCAGGCAAACGGCCACCGAUGCAUCUGCACCAUCAUCGCCUCUCGGCCGUCCGGCACCAACCAGGUGCUGGCCAGCGAUGGCAGCGCUCGCGAGCCGGCGGCAUCCGUGGUGCUCUGCCAGUUCUCCGAGACGUCGCUGCUGACCCAGGAGCCGCUGCCGGUCUCCUCCCACGUUCGGCUGCACGGCACUGGGCAAAGCCUGGGAGCUGGCACCGUCCUCUCCUGCGACAAGGGCUUUCUGCUUCUGAAGAAGGAGGAGAACGGCCCGGAGCCCGGGGUGCACUCCCUGAAGGUGCGCCGGAAGGGUCCGGAGAGUGUCUUCUCCGACGUGGUGUCCCUGGACUACGCCGACUGCCUCGCCGCCCGGGUGAUCCUGGAGCCCGCCUUCGUAACGGCCGGCGGCGAUCCAGAGAAGCAGAGACAUCGCGUGGUGGCGCACCGGGCCGACGGCGAAGUCUGGGAGGACCGCAGUCCCAUCUACUACGGCAGGAUGCUGGAGUGGCCCAGAGGCGCCUUUCCCUGCCGCGCCUUCCUGAAGACCGACGAAAAAGCGGCCGACGACCGCAAAGUCGAAGACGUGGAGGUGAGCUUCCGUGAGACAUCGGCCGGGAUUUUCCUGGAGGGUGACCUGGAGCCAGGCGAUGAGGUCGGGCUCGGGAGCGAUGGGCCGCGGAGAGAACUCCUGCCUCUCGACCGUUGCUUCCGGGUGGUCCUGGACGCGGAGGUCCCACGCUGCCCGGCGAGUCUGGCCGAGCUCGGCUUCGCCCCGCUGGAGAUCCUGCCGCUCUGUCCUCCCGUGGCCUCGAGGAUCUCGAAGUUCGGCGAGGAGGAGCUGCGAGCGCUCCCCGAAGCGGUUUGGCAGACGCCCCUGAUGGCCAGCAUCCUGGGCACAUAUCCUCGGGGCCAGAAGGAGGAAGAGCUCGACGGUGCCACGGCAGAGCUGGUGCUGAUGGAGCACGCGGUGGAAACGCUGCUGAAGCAGGCAGAGGAGCGGGCCGGCUGCAAGGAGCUGCGAGCAGAGCUGGGCCCGCUGUGCUUGGCCAAGCUCCAGGCGGGCCAGCGGCUGCUGUUGGAGUCGGACUUCACCAGCCAGGUGGUCUUCCAGGAAGCGCAGCUCGGGCACUUGAGAUUCUUCGAGCCAGCUGGUCAAGCGGUGCAGCUAUACCACCUGCGAAUGCAGGAGUUCCUGGCCGCAGAGGCCCGGUUGGCUAGUGCCCAGGCGCCGUCCUGGAGAGAAGCCUUCGCCGAAGCGCAGCAGCAGCCGAUGCUGCGAGGUGCCCUCCGCUUCUGUCUGAUGAUGCAGACGGCCCACGCGGCGGAGGCAGAGAUCGACCUUAAAGAAACAAAGUUGGUCGCCGCGGACACGGAGGCGUUCCAAGGAGCCCUGCUUUGCACCGAGAAGCUGGCGCUCAACUUGGAUGAAAACCAUCUGGGCCCCGAGGGCGCCAGCAGCCUGUCCUCUGCGCUGCCCAAGCGGCUCCGACAGCUGCAGCUGGACCUGAAGGAGAACAGCAUCGGCCGGGGAUCCCAGCGGGGUUCCUCGAAUGGCCAGGAAGGUUGCUCCCGCCGUGCAAGAGCUUGA